This is a messenger RNA of Salvia splendens (bonfire salvia), 1717 nucleotides long. RefSeq names its product protein BCCIP homolog. The transcript is spliced from 10 exons. Lineage: Eukaryota; Viridiplantae; Streptophyta; Magnoliopsida; Lamiales; Lamiaceae. The record is from RefSeq and is a predicted model, not a curated record. Gene Ontology annotation, cellular component: nucleus. Bases 199 to 1158 code for a protein of 319 amino acids.
UCUCAUUCCCUCACUCUCAAAUGAAUUCCUUAAACCCUUCUCCAAUUUUGCAGUGAAACACGCCACCCUCAGCCCCCUUCCUUCCGUAUCCUCGGCCGUCCUUCCAGCAAGUCGACUCCCCUGCCGCUGCUGCCGUGGACGUGUUCUCGCUGUCUUCUUUCUCAGCAACAUAAAACUUAGUUUACUUUGUCUACCAGAAUGCCACGGAAACCAAAAAAGAAUAAUCGACUAGUUACCUUUUCCCCAUUUGGUCGGUCGAUAGCUAUGGCUACUCGGAGUUGGAGGGCCACAAAAGAGGUUGAGAAGCCCGAGCGACAAAAUAAAGAUUUAGCAACCUCUUCCCUUAAUGGAUUCAAAGACAAUAUCAAAGAUAAAAUCCAGCAGUCUGACUCUUCUGAUGAUGAAGAAUUUGAGGGGGAUGUUCAAGCAGAUUUUGUUUUCUUUGAUCCAAAGCCUGAUGAUUUCCAUGGGGUGAAGCUCCUCUUGCAGACUUACCUUGAUAACUUACAGUGGGAUCUGAGUGGCUUUGUCGACUUAAUAUUGGGUCAGCCGACUGUUGGCACUGUAGUCAAGAUUGAGAAUGAUGAAGAUGAUGGAGUAUAUUCUGUUGUUUCUGCUCUCAAUUUAGGGAGAUAUAAGGAUAGCAAAUGUGUGCUUGAACUCAAGGAUUUCUUGCUUAAAGUGUGCCAGGAUAUGUAUGUGUUGGGAAAACUCAAGUCUUUAGUUGGAGAGCAUGUUCAACAUGUUGGUCUCUUAGUAUCACAGCGUGUUGUAAAUCUCCCACCUCAGCUUUUGCCUCCACUUUAUGAUGGUCUCUUUGAGGAAGUGGAGUGGGCUACAGAAGAUGAGCCUACCAAAGAGCUCCAGAGUUCCUUCCGCUUCAGAUUUUAUCUAAUAAUUAGCAAAAUUUACAAGCACAAAAAUGCAGACCAGAACAGAGGGACUCUGAAAAAUGGAGAAGAAAGUGUGAUUUACAACAGACCUGAAGAUGAAAUUUUCUUUGAGCUUAGCUCAUGGUCAUUCAGUUUUCGCCUACAUGCACAGCAGGUUACUGCUAAUGAGCUGAAGAACUAUCGGCCAAUGGGUUUAGUGAUGGCUGUUGAAGCUUGUAAGAUAUCAAGUUUCAGGGAACAGUUGCAUUUGUUGAUAGAUGAAUGAUACCAUAUGAGGUUUCAGCAGUGGGUACUACGAAUAGUUGUUCCACAUUUCAAGUCUGCAAAGAUAGAUGCACCGAAGAAUGGGCAGACCUCUACAAGUCGAAAUGUGCCUUUUAUAACUUUAUAAUCGAAAGAAAUUUUGGUUAGUCAGAUGUAUGUGUUCAUGCUGUUUUGAAUUUGUGCGUUUUUAGCUGCAAAUCUCUUGGGAAGCUACGAGUUGCCGAUGCAAAUUGCACUGCUCUCUCUGCUCACAGACAGCAGUAUGGAUUGCUUUAUUCAUGCUCAAAUUUUAUUAAUUACCAAGGAGUAGUAUUUAGUCACUCAAGGUUCAUCAUCUUUUACAAAACAUCCAAGUCCUUACAUUCUUUCUAUUUUAUACCCCAUGUUGUAUGAUCUUUUCCCCUAGCAUUGUCUUCAAAGUGUUGACUGAAUGAGAUCCAUGUGUAAUACUUAGUAAUAUACUAAGAAAUAUCGAUUAGAAGCUAUAGUAGAAUGGUGGGGCUAUUCUAUGGUAGGUUAAGCUAUUGCCUAAUGUGCAUGUGAUCCCAUUACUUUCUCAA